CGGGGGAGGCGGCGCGGCCCGGAUCGGGGCGGGGGGCUCGGCCGAGCUGCGGGCGGACCUUCGGAGCACUCGCCCUUUUCUGCGGAAACCAGACCGUUUUGCGUCCUGCCUUUGCCUCGGCCAGAGGCCCUGGCCGAGGAUCCGCGUUUAUAAAAACGUUUUGAUAGAAGCUUGCCUCUGAAAGACUGGAAAGGAAUAAAGUUUUUAGAACAUAAUGACGGCUUUGGAUGAUAAACUGCUUGGUGAGAAGCUGCAGUAUUAUUACAGCAGUAGUGAGGGUGAGGAUGAAGACAGUGAGAAAGAAGAUAAAGAAGGGGAGAGCACCGUUCCUGAAAGCGUUGGGGAAGUAGAGCUCAGCAGCGAUGGCAGUGCAGUCAACACAGGUCCCAAAGGAGUCAUUAAUGACUGGCGAAGAUUUAAACAACUGGAAACUGAACAGCGGCAGGAGCAGCGCAGAGAAAUGGAACGACUCAUAAAAAAGUUGUCUAUGACAUGUCGAUCUCACUUAGAUGAGGAAACUGAUAAACAGAAGCAGAAAGAGCUUCAGGAAAAAAUCAAUGGAAAGAUGACGUUACAAGAAUAUAACAUGAUUCACAAUGAUGAAGAUGAUGAGGAAUUUUUGCAGCGAUACAGGAAGCAGCGAAUGGAGGAGAUGAGACAGCAAUUGUACAGUGGGCAGCAAUUUAAACAGGUUUUUGAGAUUACCAGUGGAGAAGCGUUUUUGGACACAGUUGAUAAAGAGCAUAAGAGCACGCUGAUCAUGAUCCAUAUUUAUGAAGAUGACAUCCCUGGCACUGAAUCCCUGAACGGCUGUAUGAUCUGCCUGGCUGCUGAGUACCCAACAGUUAAAUUUUGCAGAGUGAAGAGUUCGCUCAUUGGCGCCAGCACCCGCUUUACUAAUAACGCUCUGCCAGCUUUGCUGGUCUAUAAGGCAGGUGAGCUCAUCGGCAAUUUUGUGCGAAUCACUGACCAGCUUGGAGAAGAUUUUUUUGCUGUAGACCUGGAGGCUUUUUUGCAGGAAUGUGGUUUGCUUCCAGAAAAAGACCUAGUGCUCCUGACUUCUAUACGUAAUCCAUCUGCAUGUUACAGUGAAGACAGUGAUCUGGAAAUAGACUGAAGCACGUAGAGCAAGGGACAGCAGGUGUAGUUGUACUGUGGGAUGUUCUUGUGCUAGGGAUUGUUCUCUUUCUGCUGUAGUGUGGGUAUGUAUUCUUCCCCUUCAUGCACUUUGACUUUUGCUUGUUAAAAAUUUGUUAAAAAUAACAUAAGGAAUUCAUAGCAGUUUCUUACAUUAAUUCAAUAAAGUACACACUAAAACA
This is a messenger RNA of Chroicocephalus ridibundus (black-headed gull), 1319 nucleotides long. RefSeq names its product phosducin like (gene PDCL). Gene Ontology annotation, biological process: heterotrimeric G-protein complex assembly; regulation of G protein-coupled receptor signaling pathway. Gene Ontology annotation, cellular component: cytoplasm. The coding region runs from base 215 to 1117 and encodes 300 amino acids. The record is from RefSeq and is a predicted model, not a curated record. The transcript is spliced from 5 exons. Lineage: Eukaryota; Metazoa; Chordata; Aves; Charadriiformes; Laridae.